UGAAAUGAAACCGAGGCGCGGACUACAAACAUCACGGUAGCAAACACAAACACCAUGGCCAAGAAAACGAUUUUGGCGAAGAAUAUCCAGUGUCUACCUUCAUUAACACAAGAUUUCAUUGAUGACUGGGCAAACAACACGGCCAAAAUUCCUCGCUCAAAGCAGACAAAAGGAUAUAGUAACUUCGUCGAGGGAUACAUUCACGAUGUCGAAGGUCAAGUUCUCGAUGGAUUCACCUUAUAUGGUCUUAUCAUCUCAAUGUGACUGUAAAGCUGGGAAUGGUCAUUGCAGCCAUUGUGUUGGACUGUUAUACCUGUUAUGUCAUUUCCAAAAGCUUGGUCUGAAAGCUGUUCCACCCAUUCAGAGCAAGACAUCCCUGCCUCAGCAUUGGAACAUUCCAAAGAGGACUGAAGGGUUAGCCCCAAAACAAGUUGACAACAUUGAAGUAUAUAAAGUGAAGCCGAAGACAAGUCAACCUAAGAGGAAAAGAAAAAUAACUGAAGGCAUUCUUCCCAAUGUGUAUUGCCCUGUAAAAAAGCCAAUCCCGAGCAAUGAAUUGAAAGACACUUUAAUCAAGCAACUUACAGCAAUCGGUAGUGAUGCCCAAAUUUUGAAAGUUUUUGGCACUGAUGAAGAAAAUUGUGAAACUGUUCCCUCUCAAUUUGGUCCAGUGCCUGUUGGAUCUCCCCUUUCCUACCAGCAGAAGAUUUCUAAGUCAGAUGGUGACCUUAUUAUCAACAACCCUGAUCAAAAGACUUUUCCUGAUUGUGAAUUACCCAACCUUAUUUCAGAAUAUAGUACUGUUCUUAACUAUGCAGAUUUUCAUGUAUCUAUGGGACUACAUAUUAAUCAUGAUUUUGCUAUAGAAUUAGAAAAGCAAACAAAUGAACAAAGUUAUAACAAGACAUGGCAUGAUGUCCGUAGAAAUCGCAUAACGUCUUCCAUAUUCAAAGAUAUUUGUAGUAGAAAAUCUGACUUUGAAAGCCUUGCUACAAGAAUACUACAGACCAAACACAUUCAAACUGCUGCCAUGAAAUAUGGACUUGAACAUGAACCUGAAGCUGCAAAGUUGUACUCUGAAAUCACAAUGAAUAAUGUGUACAAGUGCGGUUUUGUACUUAAUCCAAAUGCACCUCAUCUUGGGACGUCUCCUGACCGUAAAGUAUAUGACCCUACAAGCAUACCUCAGUUUGGCCUUCUUGAAAUUAAGUGUCCCGACAAGGAUUCAUUUGUAGAUUGUAAAUAUCUAGUGAAGAACAAAACUAAUGGAACAUACAAACUGAAAUCAAGUCACAGUUACUUCUACCAAGUAAUGGGUCAAAUGGCACUGACGGGCUUAACAUGGUGCGAUUUCUUUGUCAAUUGCCGUCAGGACUAUCACAAGGAGAGAAUUCAUUUUGACAGUGAUAAAUGGGCUGACAUGAAAAUUGCUCUUGAUAAAUUUUAUUUCGAAUUUCUACUACCAGCAAUUUGUAAAAAUUGUCAAAAUUAGAAUAACUUCA
Ostrea edulis (European flat oyster) is the source of this 1502-nucleotide messenger RNA. RefSeq lists its product as uncharacterized. The transcript has 3 exons. Gene Ontology annotation, molecular function: zinc ion binding. NCBI's taxonomy places the organism in Eukaryota, Metazoa, Mollusca, Bivalvia, Ostreida, Ostreidae. The record is from RefSeq and is a predicted model, not a curated record. Bases 122 to 1492 code for a protein of 456 amino acids.